Triticum aestivum (bread wheat) is the source of this 1579-nucleotide messenger RNA. Its product is annotated as vegetative cell wall protein gp1. The transcript has 4 exons. The coding region runs from base 1 to 738 and encodes 245 amino acids. The record is from RefSeq and is a predicted model, not a curated record. NCBI's taxonomy places the organism in Eukaryota, Viridiplantae, Streptophyta, Magnoliopsida, Poales, Poaceae.
AUGGCCUUCGAGAUCUUCCUGCCAGCCAUGGAGGCCCGCCUCCACCUGCAAGGACUUCGCGCCGCCACGCCGGAUCCCUCCAUCUCCCGCUUCCGCCCGACUCCCCCACCACCGCACCGCGCCCCAGCCCCGCGUUCCCGACGCCGCCCAGCACCGCCACCGGCCCGCCCCUCCCCGCCACCGCAGCACGCCCCUCCACCGUUCCAGGACGCGGCGCCGCCCCCUCCCCCAACCCUCGAGGCUCUUUCCCCUUCCCCCAACCCUAGCCGCCGCACGGAGCAGCCAUGCCGGCUGCACCUUCAGCGCCGGCGGCCGCCGCUCGUCCAUGAUGUGAAGCCAUCCCCGCCCUGCUCGCCUAAGUCUGCCGCCGUCGCGGACCGUCUCCUCCGUCCCCGACCACACAUCCCCGCCCUCGUCUGCCGCCAUCACCGACCGGCUCCUCCGUCCCCGACAAGUCAUCCCCGUCCUGCUCGCCGUCUUCCGCCGAAGAACCCGGCGGCUGUGUCGAUUCUCUGCCUCCCCGACCACCUCUUCCCAUUUUGCGAAGUUGUUUCGUCGCUGCGAGGGUCUGGUGUUCGACGACCUUCCCGUGCGUUCAACGAGCUCCGCCCCGACGUUCGUGGGCUGCCCAACGUGACAGAGCUGAGGAGGGCCGUCGUCGCACCGACGAGCAUGGUACUGGGAUGGAAGACAUGGUGGAAGACUUUGAUGAUGCUCGGGAUUCAGAUGAUGAGAUGAAGGAAUCUGCAAAGGCCUUCAAUGAUAUGUUGGAGUCUUCAAAACGUCCUCUCCACGAGCACACUGAGCUUUGUCAGCUGGAUGCCAUCGCACAAGUAAUGGCUCUAAAGGCUCAAUUCAACUUGGGCAGAGAAUACUACGACGCGGUGAUGGCACUAUUUGAACGCUUUCUACCCAAAGGUCAUGUAAUGCCUGCAAACCUGUACCAGUCGGCCAAAAUCCUCCGUGUACUUAAGAUGCCCUAUGAGAAGAUAGAUGCCUGUGAGAAAGGAUGUGCUUUAUUUAGGCUUGAGUAUGCGGACUUGAAGUAUUGUCCCGUUUGCUAGUCUUCCAGGUAUGUUGUGAUAGACAACGGUAUGGGUGAGAAGAGUCAGACAAAAAUCCCAGUUAAUGUUCUUCGGCAUAUGCUAAUCAUAUCAAGACUUCAACAUCUUUUCAUGGUCGAAGAGACGAUCAGACAGAUGACAUGGCACAAAUUGGGCAAAAGAACCAAACUGGAUGCAGAUGGGGAGCCGAUGUUGGUACACACAUCAGACGGUUUUGCGUGGAAGCGCUUCGAUGCAAUACAUCAUGCUAAAGUGGCAGAUCCAAGGCAUCCUCGAAUCGCCGUAAGCACGGAUGGGUUCAACGUGUUUGGUAUGAUGGCAGCCCAAUACAGCUGUUGGCCUGUAUUUGUCAUUCCACUCAAUCUUCCUCUCGGACAGAUUAUGCAAAGAAAGAACAUUUUCCUAACGUUGAUAAUUCUGGGGCCCAACUCUCCAGGGAAGAGUAUGAAUGUGUACAUGCAGCCGCUUAAGGAUGAAUUGCAAGAAGCUUGGGAUAAUGGGAUCAAUACAUACGU